CCGUAUAUUUUAGAGAUUUGAAAUCUCUAAAGCUCAAAUCCACAAUACAAAAAAACAACAAAAAAACAUAACUUUCUACAAAAUCUACGGAUUCAAUGAAUCCACGACCUAAAUCCCAUUCUCCAAACGACCCCUUAGAUGAUUUUAAUUGUGAAUUCUGGGGGUCAGAAUCCACUUUUUGAAGCUUCAACUUUGUGUGAUCUUUUUCUUUGGUAAUACUCCGUGUACCUGCGGCUCAAAAUUAUGGGCAUCUCCACCACGCAAGACCCCUGGGUGUGCCAGUGAUCCACGGUUGAGUUAGCAAAGACACCUAUCGGUAUAUUCUUGAUCGUAUUGAUAAGAAACUGGCAGGUUGUUGGAAAGCAGAUACUCUCAUCUCACUCUUGUAGGCUGAGCCACUUUGGCCCUUUAGGUCCUGAAUUCCCUCCUCACAUAAACAAUCCAGACAACCCUUCUGCCUAUGUGGUUUAGGAGAAGAACCAUACUCAUUCCGGAAUCAUAGAUUAGGUAGCUCGUAAUCAAACUAUAGCUCUCAAAGACACUGUCAAUCGAAAAUUACCAACAACACGGGCCUAGCCCACAGACAUUCGCAGCAGGCUCUCUGAAAUCCAGACCAAAAACCCCAAGGGUUCUCUUUCGAGUGUUGUUCUUCCUCGAGCAGAGAGCAGCCAUCUCCAAUCCGCAUAUCUCCAUCCAUGGCUGGAACCGGGCGAGGAGGCGUACCGAUCGGGAACAAAAAGCCCGAAGCUAAUGCUGCUGCUGCUGACGAGAAGGACCUGAGAUCGUACACCAUUAGUCUGUUUCCCCGCCUAACCGUGAAAGUCGGCGACAACGUCCAGAUGAAAUUUGGCGCGGCUAAAAUCGAACGCCUCUUUCAAACCUCAAAGGGUGUUUAUUUCAAUGCCCGGUUCUACAUCCGCUCCCGGGAUACCAGACUAGCAAUCCUGCCCUUCAUUUCGAAAAGGGAACUCUUCCUCGCCGAGUCCACAGAGAUUCGUUGCGUAACUAGCAUCGAAUCGAAGGUCACCGUUCACUCUGCUGAGGAGUAUUUCGAGUUCAAGAAUGCGGGUUUCUUAAUCCGCGCUCGCUUGCAUGAUCUCAGGAUUUGCCUCUGUGAAAUGCCGUGGAACCCGGACGUUCCUAUGAUGGAAUGCAAAGACUGCGGUGAAUUGUUCCAUCCAGCUUGUGUAGGCAUGACAAGGGAUGAAGCUGCGGAGAAUGCUGCGAAUGGUAUUGACUAUGUUUGCUCGGAAUGUAACUCUCAAGUCGCGGCGGGACUUCCUAACCAGUGGCAGAGAGAGGUAGUGACGAAAAACGAGGCAACAAAACUCUUUAGAUAGACAUGGUUUAGUAUAUGAUUUUUUCAAGUUUAGAAUCCAAUAUCCCACGUCGAUAUUAGCUCACGUAAGGACUCCAGUCAACUCAAAAUUCAUUAUAUACACAAAUUUUAGUGUUGUUAAAAUUUUAAGGGCCCCAAUGAACUUUCAGCCCGGAUCAUGUUUAGUGUGCGCCACGGGUCUUACUUGCGGCUUUGUUCUAGUGUCACUCUUGACGUGCUCAGUGCAUCUUGGUGUGUGGUUGCACGUUGAUGUAUCUCUUUUAGUUCUUGAUCAAGGUUUCCCCCAUGAAUAUAUUCUCCUUCUAGAUUUCUUAUGUUAGGUUCAACUUUUGGAACUAUCCAGAAUCCAGAUGCUAUAAGUGUUGACACUUCUACCAUCAUGUUUGAGUUCCUGUUUCCCCAACCGAGUUCGAGUCUAUAGAUCCACAGAUAUGUGGAAUUGUCAUAUUUAGCCACCUCUUCUUUAUGAUAUCUUUAUGAAUGCUUCGUGCAGUCUCGAUAUCUAGAUGCGCUAUGGCUGAAGUACGAUCGAAUUGCCAGUUUAGGAUACAAAAGAUGUAAGCCAAUAAAGCCACUUGGCUUUAGCUGUUUCCUCUUUCAUUGGUAAUUUUUACUUUUCAAAGGAUGGUUGAGUAUUGUUUCUUACAUUUUUUGUGGUUUGUGAAACUGCAAAGUGUAGCAAAGAGAAGCUCCCUUGCUUAACUAUGGUUGAAAGGGUGAAGCAGUGCAUCAACGUCCAAGAUGGAUUAUGGCCUUCUGUAAGCCCUUGUCAAACACUGAAAAGGCAUAUAUAUAGUGGGCCUAAAAAUUCAGAAUUGGACAUCUCUGAGCCCAUUUCUGGCCCAUCAAAGCCACUGAACACACUAAAACACUACAAAUCGUCACACCCUACACUAGAAAUAGAAUACAUUCCGCACGGCUGUUGUUAGAUGGCAGAACUUCGUAGCCACAAACUCUUGGAACUCCACAGCAAGCCUAAUAUCGGAUACACACCAUGGACCGCAAUCCUUCCCAGAGCCUCAAUCUCUCCAGCGAUGCCCACAAUUUGGGUUGCAACAGACGAAGAACAGCGUCAUACCUUCCUCUCCUCUGGCCGUUGCCUGCAUUGAGAUUUUUCAGCAGUUUAAUUUCAUACCAAUAUAUUAUGUACAACACCAUUAUCACUUUGUAAGAUGCUUUAAGGCACCCAUUAGCACGUCACAGAACGAUAAAUCUCUACAGCAAAUGCAUCCUACGAAAGGUGUAGAUAUAACAGUAUAGCAAUUAACAGACAAGCAUAAGAUAAGAGCUCCUUUCGUGCACUCCUUUCAUUUUAUUUGGUAACGACGAGCGCAUCUGAAAAUAGGAUGCAGAGCAUGGAAUUUGAGCAACUUAAAUAAGACUAAACAGAUGCAACUAGCAUCAGGAAUUUGAGCAUCUUCGAUCGUGUAAGUGGACUUUUAAGUGGCUGAGACAAUAGAAGUAUGUUGGUCGUGAAGUGUAUCCUCUUCCCUAUGGACUGUAAGUGGCCUAGACAAAGUAACCUAACGUACUCAAAGUACCCACUCAGACAGCAAAGACGUGCAACACCUCCUAGCUACACUUUUAGGCCUCAAUCAAGAGAAAAGUAGCCUGAAAACUGACGACAGCAGUGUAAUUAUUAUCUACAAAUUCUUCAGAAAAGAAGGCGAAUGGAAUAUAUAGAGAAGUGGAUGCACAGGGAAAAAAAUGAAUAUUUAACCACCAG
Molecule: messenger RNA, 3065 nt
Organism: Linum trigynum
Lineage: Eukaryota; Viridiplantae; Streptophyta; Magnoliopsida; Malpighiales; Linaceae
Source: the annotation of a GenBank genome assembly